Molecule: messenger RNA, 813 nt
Organism: Aspergillus oryzae RIB40
Lineage: Eukaryota; Fungi; Ascomycota; Eurotiomycetes; Eurotiales; Aspergillaceae
Exons: 1
Coding region: 1-813 (270 amino acids)
Source: RefSeq, a predicted model, not a curated record
AUGCGUUUUCUGCUCCCCUUUGCCAUUGGGCUCACCCCCCUGGCUUCCGCCCUGAGCAUCAACAAGCCGGGCGCCAACUCGACCUACGCCGCCGGAUCUACCGUAACGGUCAACUGGAGUACAGUGGACACUGACCCCACCGAAAUCAGCCUGUACCUGUGGAACUUUGUUUCCUGGCCUCCGUCUUACGUUCCUCUGGCUCAGAAUGUGCCCACUGCCGAUCAGUCAUACUCGGUGCAGAUCCCCUGCGACACCAACCCCGAAUGGGGUUAUCAGAUCAGCGCCAUCAACGGGACCAAUGUCUACAUUAUCUACGCGCAGGGUGACCGGUUCACGGUCUCAGAUCCUGUAAAUGGCACCAGCUGUUCUGACCCCGUCACGCCACCCCCAGCUUCCACCUGCGGUCCCACCAACGCGGUGUCGACUGUUUAUGUCACGGUGAGCCCUACCGGUUCCAGUUCCCGUCUGAUUCAUCAUUCCUCCCUCGGCCUUCCUUCCAGCCACCUCCCGCAAUCCACACACGCCCUUCCUGCUCCCUCCUCCACUGUCACUGCCUCUUCAAAAUACGUGAAGCCCGGAAUCGUGCCUAAGACUAUUGGUUGGUGCUCAGACUACUCCCACCCCGUGACCUUGGACAAGGUCCCAACACCGACCGCGGUACCGGCUGGCCCCAAUGACGCUGGACACGAUACAUCUUCGGCAGUGGUGACUGCUGCACCUAGUGUGGUCACUGGCGAAGCAAAGGUCGUGACGAUCACUACUACGGUGUCCGUACCUGCUGCUCCGGGAGACGAACAAUGUCUUUUUGUUUGA